AUGUCAAAUGUUCCAGAGUUUAUUGACAAAUGGAGGGUCAUCAGUGUUCUUGGUGAGGGCUCUUUUGGUCAAGUCUACUGUGUUCAGGACAGGAAUAAUAAGCAAAGCCCUUUCUAUGCUAUGAAGGUUGAACAGAAGCAGAAAAACCGCAAUGACGAAGUUCUUCGAAUGGAGCUCCAGGUUAUGCAGCAUGUUACUGGAAGGUUCUUCUGUGAUAUUGUCCAUAAAGGACAAACCGAGAAAAUUACGUUUAUCGUAAUGACAUUGUUGGGGAAACCAUUGGACGAAAUUCGACGGGCACAGGCAGGAAGACGCUUCAGCAAUCCUACAGCAAUGAAGAUUGGUAUGCAGAUGAUAAGAGCCUUCAAAAAGCUCCACCAUGCAGGAUACAUUCACAGAGAUGUGAAACCUGCAAACAUGGCUCCAGGUUAUCACCAUCCAGAGUUACUUCAUCUGUUUGAUUUUGGGCUUUCUCGCUAUAUCUUCAAACCUGACGGUCCAGGUCAUUUGAGACCAGCUAGGAGUAAAGUUGCCUUCCGUGGAACAUAUCGGUAUUGUUCCAUCAAUGCGCACAUGUGUAGAGACCAGGGAAGAGUGGAUGAUCUUUGGGGGCUUUUGUACUCUCUCAUCGAGCUGUGCACAGGAUCACUUCCCUGGACCGGUAUGAAGCAAGUUGAAAGCCUGAGUAUCAAAACCGCUAUCACGGACGAUGAACUCUUCCAGGAAUGUCCUCGUUCCUUCAGAAAGGUCAAAAAGAAGCUCGCUCAAUUCAAAUUCGAAGACCAGCCAGAUUACGAUACUCUUCUAAUGAUGCUCUACAGAGAAAUUUUUUCUCUCGGAGAACAGAAGCUUCUUAAAGAACCAUUCGAAUGGCAAAUGCGCUCGGAGGAUAUGAACCCGUUCAAUCAUACAAAGCGUUGCAAAGAAGAAGACGAGGAGAACACAAUAGGCACAGUCGAAAGCGAAUAUGACAGCAUUGAAAGUAGAGGGGAUACAGAAACACAUACAAGAACUGUAGAUGACACUCUUGAUGACCUCAACGAUGAUAAUCUGAAGGACAAAACUAAAAUAUGGGAGGAACAGAAGAAGCUAAAGAAGGCUGGGGGAAGUGCGAAUAAAGAGAAAAAUGGCAAAAAUAAGCCGGCAAAAGGAACAAAGCCGCAGGUGAAAUUCGAGGGAAAAACUAAGGGAACGGGAGUGCCAAAGAAGUAA
Molecule: messenger RNA, 1212 nt
Organism: Meloidogyne enterolobii
Lineage: Eukaryota; Metazoa; Nematoda; Chromadorea; Rhabditida; Meloidogynidae
Source: the annotation of a GenBank genome assembly